Dromaius novaehollandiae (emu) is the source of this 1918-nucleotide messenger RNA. Its product is annotated as nascent polypeptide-associated complex subunit alpha, muscle-specific form-like. The transcript is spliced from 2 exons. NCBI's taxonomy places the organism in Eukaryota, Metazoa, Chordata, Aves, Casuariiformes, Dromaiidae. The coding region runs from base 23 to 1342 and encodes 439 amino acids. The record is from RefSeq and is a predicted model, not a curated record.
UCCCGUGACGCACCGCGGCAAGAUGGCGGCCCCCGCCAGGCGGCGGCCUCGCAAGAUGGCGGCGCCCGGGCGGGGCGAGGACUCCAUUUCCCGGCGCGCCCCGCGGCGGCGCCGCGCUCCCAUUGGCCGCGCGGGACUACAGCUCCCGGCGUGCCCCGCGGCGGGGGGGGGGGAGGGGGCGCAGUGCGCCUGCGCGGAGCGGCCCGGGCAGGGGGAAGCGCUGCGAGGUGCCGCCAUGAACCUGGAGCGCGUCUCCAACGAGGACAAGCUGGAGCUCUGCCGCAAGUACUACCUGGGUGAGCCCCACGCCUGCCCCAUAGCUGCCCCACAGCUGCCCCACAGCUGCCCCAUGGCACCCCACAGAGCCCCACGGCUGCCCCACGGUGCUGCACGGCUGCCCCAGGGUGAUACACAGAGCCCCACACCUGCCCCACGGCACGCUACGCCUGCCCCACGGCGACACGUCGACCCACGGCUGCCCCACAGAGCCUCAUGGCGCCCCGUGGAGCCCCAUGGCACCCCAUGCCUGCCCCACGGCGCCCCACGGCGACACACAGUGCUCCACGCCUGCCCCACGGGGCCCCACAGAGCCCCACAGCACCCUAUGCCUGCCCCACAGAGCCCUAUGCCUGCCCCACGGCGCCCCACGGCGACACACAGUGCUCCACGCCUGCCCCACGGCGCCCCACAGAGCCCCACGGCACCCCAUGCCUGCCCCACAGAGCCCCAUGGCUGCCCCAUGGCAACCCACGCCUGCCCCACAGAGCCCCAUGGCUGCCCCACGGCACCCCACGGCGACACACAGUGCUCCACGCCUGCCCCACAGCGCCCCACAGAGCCCCACAGCAGCCUAUGCCUGCCCCACAGAGCCCCAUGCCUGCCCCACGGCAACCCAUGCCUGACCCACAGAGCCUCAUGCCUGCCCCACGGCGACACACAGUGCUCCACGCCUGCCCCACGGGGCCCCACAGAGCCCCACAGCACCCCAUGCCUGCCCCAUGGUGCCCUAAGCCUGCCCCACGGCAACCCACGCCUGCCCCACAGAGCCCCAUGGUUGCCCCACGGCGCCCCACGGCGACACACAGUGCUCCACGCCUGCCCCACAGUGCCCCACAGAGCCCCACGGCAACCCACGCCUGCCCCACAGAGCCCCAGGGCUGCCCCACGGCACCCCACACCUGCCCCAGAGCCCAAUGGCACCCCAUGGCUGCCCCAUGGCUGCCCCACGGCAGCACGUAGUGCCCCACAGCUGCCCUACAGAGCCCCACGGCACCCUGCAGUGCCUUGCAGCUGCCCCAUAGAGCCCCACACCUGCCCCACGGCGCCCGAUGGUGACAUGUAGAACCCCACAGCGCCCCAUGGCGACCCACACCUGCCCCAGAGAGCCCCACGCCUGCCCCAUGGCUGCCCCACAGUGACAUGCAGAGCCGCACGCCUGCCCCACGCCUGCCCCAUGGCAACACGCAGCAUCCCUUAGAGUCCCACGGCUGCCCCACAGCUGCCCCACGGCAACACAUAGAACCCCACAGCGCCCCAUGGCAAGCCACGCCUGCCCCACGGUGCCCCACGGCUGCCAUAGGGCGACAGAUAGAGCCCCACAGCUGCCCCGUGGUGACCACUGGCUGCCCCACAGCUGCCCCACGGCAGCCAGGGACUGCCCCAUAGUAACACAGAGCCCCACAGCAACAUACAGAGCCCCACAGCACCCCACGGCUGCCCCAUAGGUGCCCCACAGUGACGUAUAGUGCCCCAUGGCUGCCCCACAGCAACACACGGAGCCCCACAGCAGCCCACGGCUGCUCCAUGGCAACAUCUGGCUGCCCCACAGCUGCCCCACGGCACCCUGGGGCUGCCCCACACACCCCCACGGCUACUGCACAGCUGCCCCACACACCCCCCAGCUGCCCCACAGCACCCU